UUGCAUGGUGGAGAGCGGAGGCUUCUCUUUCUCCUUCCUGCUCCAGACCCUGACAGCUCCAGGGGCAGGGCCCGGGGAUCCGCUCCGGCGGCGGUUGCGGGAGGAGGAGGCAGUGCAAGCAAAAGAGGGAGGAGGGGGGAUACCCAGCUACCCCAACAUGUCCUCCUCUAACAGCCAGCACAGCACCGAUCUGAAAUCCGAGCUCUAUUUCCUCAUUGCCAGAUUCCUAGAAGAUGGACCCUGCCAGCAAGCGGCACAGGUUCUCAUCAGAGAAGUGGAAAAGAAGGAGUUGUUGCCAACGAGGGUAGACUGGACGGGAAAAGAGCAUCCCAGGACUUACCAAAAUUUGGUGAAAUAUUAUCGACAUUUGGCACCGGACCAUUUAGUACAAAUAUGUCGAAGAGUUGGGCCGCUUCUCGAGAAAGAGAUUCCUCAAAGUGUCCCUGGAGUGCUGACACUAUUGGGAGCCGGCCGCCAGUCUCUGCUGCGCACAAAUAAAAGCUGCAAAAAUGUUGUCUGGAAGGGUUCAACCCUUGCCGCUUUACAUUGCGGAAGACCUCCUGAGGCUCCAAUAAAUUUUGGAAGUCCACCAAGCAUAGCGGGCACCAUAUUUGCAAGAAAAUUGAAUGGAAAGUACAAAUAUGAGAACCUUGUCCCAACAGUGGUCUACCAGCACAUGAAAAUGCACAAGAGGAUUUUAGGACACCUCUCUUCUGUAUACUGUGUAACAUUUGACCGAACAGGAAGAAGGAUAUUUACUGGUUCUGAUGAUUGUCUUGUAAAAAUAUGGGCAACGGACGAUGGUCGCCUGCUGGCAACAUUGAGAGGACAUGCUGCUGAAAUCUCCGACAUGGCUGUGAAUUAUGAAAAUACCAUGAUUGCUGCUGGAAGUUGUGACAAGAUGAUUAGAGUUUGGUGUCUGCGAACGUGUGCACCCCUUGCCAUCCUGCAGGGACACAGCGCAUCCAUAACAUCACUACAGUUCUCUCCCUUGUGUAAUGGAUCCAAGAGAUACCUGUCUUCCACUGGGGCAGAUGGCACAAUUUGCUUCUGGCUUUGGGAUGCUGGAACUCUAAAAAUAAACCCCCGUCCUACUAAGUAUACAGAGAGGCCUCGACCAGGUGUCCAGAUGAUCUGUUCAUCGUUUAGCUCUGGUGGAAUGUUUCUGGCCACUGGGAGCACGGACCACAUUAUAAGAGUGUACUAUUUUGGAUCAGGCCAGCCAGAGAAGAUUUCAGAACUUGAGUUUCAUACAGAUAAAGUGGAUAGCAUCCAGUUUUCAAACACCAGUAGUAGGUUUGUAAGCGGGAGCCGAGAUGGCACUGCUCGCAUUUGGCAAUUCAAGAAAAGGGAGUGGAGGAGUAUUUUGUUAGAGAUGGCCACAAGACCUACGGGGCAUAGCUCUCACGGCGUGGAGGACAAGAUCACAAAGUUAAAAGUAACUAUGGUGGCCUGGGAUCGCCAUGACAACUUCGUAAUAACGGCUGUUAAUAACAUGACUUUAAAGGUCUGGAACUCCUACACUGGUCAGCUCAUCCACAUUCUGAUGGGUCACGAGGAUGAAGUUUUUGUGUUAGAAUCGCACCCUUUUGAUCCCCGGGUACUGUUUUCUGCAGGACAUGAUGGAAAUGUCAUAGUCUGGGAUCUAGCACGAGGAGUCAAGAUUCGAUCCUACUUCAAUAUGAUUGAAGGUCAGGGGCAUGGAGCAGUGUUUGACUGUAAAUGCUCCCCCGAUGGUCAACACUUUGCAUGUACGGACUCCCAUGGACAUCUUUUGAUAUUUGGCUUUGGUUCCAGUAGCAAAUAUGAUAAGAUAGCAGACCAGAUGUUUUUUCACAGUGAUUAUCGGCCUCUUAUUCGUGAUGCUAACAAUUAUGUCCUGGACGAGCAAACCCAGCAGGCUCCACACCUCAUGCCUCCUCCAUUUUUGGUAGAUGUUGAUGGUAACCCACAUCCGACACGAUUUCAGCGUCUUGUUCCAGGGCGGGAAAACUGCAGGGAUGAACAACUUAUUCCGCAGAUGGGGGUAACGUCUUCAGGAUUAAAUCAAGUUUUAAGCCAGCAAGCAAACAAUGAAGUGAGCCCUCUGGACAGCUUGAUACAAAGACUGCAGCAAGAGCAAGACCAGAGAUUGAACACAGACUCUGGGAUGGCGAGCUCUAGUCGGAUGAACAGAGCCUCGGUAAGCUCUACUUCUGAAGUGCAUUCACCACCAAAUAUUGGGUUAAGGCGAAGCGGGCAAAUUGAAGGCGUGCGACAGAUGCAUAGCAAUGCCCCAAGGAGUGAAAUGGCCACGGAGCGGGACCUGGUGGCUUGGAGUCGAAGAGUUGUUGUGCCAGAGCUUCCUGUGGGGGUGGCCAGCAAACAGGAAGAAUGGAGAACUGCAAAAGGAGAAGAGGAAAUCAGGUUGUACAAAACAGAAGAGAAAAAGAAAUCCCUUACAAACCAUACUGCAAGAGAGAACAAAGCAACCAUUUAUUCAAAGAACCACUCCCAUGACUUCCAGCUGGAUGCUGGAGAAUCUAAAAAGCAGAAUACAAACCAGCACAGCUAUUGUACUCGUGCUACCCUAGAGGAGUCAGCGGGUCCUGCUGAGGAUUUGGACAAUGAAAACAGUUCCUCUGAUGAAGCAGAUGCUGAAAGUGAGGUAGUGGCUGCUAGUGGGGCAACAUCAGAAGAAGAAGAAGAAAAACCCGAUUGCAACAGUGAUGGCAGUAGCUCCAGUGAUUAUUCAAGCGAUUACUCUGACUGGACAGCAGAUGCUGGAAUUAACUUGCAACCACCAAAGAAAACUCCUAAACACAAGACCAAGAACGUGGAAAGCAGCUCUGAGGAUGAAGAAGGGCCAGACAAAUUUAAGCAAAAGCAAAACAGAAAGGAAAGGAAAAAAGGAAAUGAUGAUAAAGAUGGACCAUCAUCAUCCCCAAAGAAAAGGAAGCCUAAGGAACGGAAACAGAAGAGAUUACCUGUUGGAGAGUUGAGUGACCAAGGCUUGACGUUGGAAGAAUGGCUGCCCUCUGCCUGGAUUACAGACACUGUCCCUAGACGCUGUCCUUUUGUGCCACAAAUGGGUGAUGAGGUGUAUUAUUUCCGGCAAGGCCAUGAAGCCUAUGUUGAAAUGGCAAAAAAGAAUAAAAUCUACCGAAUUAAUGCUAAGAAACAACCGUGGCAUAAGAUGGAACUGAGGGAACAAGAACUCAUGAAAAUUGUUGGAAUUAAGUAUGAAGUGGGGUUGCCUACACUUUGCUGCCUUAAACUUGCCUUCCUGGACCCAGACACUGGUAAAUUGACUGGUGGAGCCUUCACAAUGAAGUAUCAUGACAUGCCUGAUGUGAUUGACUUUCUAGUUCUGCGCCAGCAGUUUGAUGAGGCCAGGCGGAGGCAAUGGAGCAUAGGGGAUCGUUUCCGGUCUGUGAUCGAUGACGCUUGGUGGUUUGGAACCAUUGAGAGCCAGGAACCACUCCAGCAGGAUUACCCUGACAGUCUGUUUCAAUGCUAUAAUGUCUGUUGGGACAAUGGCGAUACUGAGAAGAUGAGUCCUUGGGACAUGGAACUAAUACCUGAUACUGCUGUGUUUCCUGAUGAGUUGGGCAACAGUGUCCCAUUGACUGAAAACGAAGUCCGGUCACUACUAUACAGGACCCUGGAUGGAGAGUGGGGAUGCCGGAGCCGGGAUGAAGAAUGUGAGAGAAUCAUUGCAGCAAUCAACCAGCUUAUGACCCUUGAUAUUGCUUCUGCUUUUGUGGCGCCUGUAGAUCUUCAGGCAUACCCACUGUACAGCACUGUGGUGGCGUACCCAACUGAUCUCAGUACAAUCAAAGAGCGUCUGGAAAACAGAUUUUAUAGGAGGCUUUCAUCGCUAAUGUGGGAGGUCCGAUACAUAGAGCACAACACCCGUACUUUCAAUGAACCGGGAAGCCCAAUUGUGAAGUCUGCCAAAUUUGUUACGGAUGUCUUACUGCAUUUUAUAAAGGACCAAUGUUGCUAUGACAUUAUUCCACCGUAUAACAGUAUGAAGAAGAAGCUGUUGUCAGACUCUGAAGAGGAAGAAGAGAAAGAUACAGAUGUUCCUGGAACCUCCACAAGGAAAAGAAAGGAAUAUCAGCCUAGACGAAGGCUACGAAGCAGAGCUCAAUCAUAUGAUCUACAUUCCUGGAAGAUUCAGUGCAAGGAGCUCUUAAAUCUGAUUUUCCAGUGCGAAGACUCCGAACCUUUUCGUCAGCCCGUGGACCUCCUAGAGUACUCUGACUACAGAGAUAUCAUUGACAACCCAAUGGAUUUUGGGACAGUGAGAGAAAAUUUGGAAGCAGACACCUAUGAAUCCCCAAUGGAUUUGUGCAAAGAUGUGAGGCUCAUUUUCAGCAACUCAAAGGCUUACACGCCAAGCAAGCGAUCUAAGAUUUACAGCAUGAGUUUGCGUCUGUCUGCCUUUUUUGAGGAACGGGCAAGCACCGUUUUAUCGGACUAUCAGUCUGCUCUGCGUUUCCACAAACGUAACAUCAUAACCAGGUGUCGUAAGAAAAGGAAUCGAGAUAGCUCUUCUAGCAGUAGCCCUGCUUCCAGUCCGGAGAGGAAGAGACGGUACGUAAGGCACCAUGCAAAGCAAGAGGUUAGUGCUGUGUCUGAUGGAUCAACGUCGCUUCGGUCAGGAGCUCAUAAAGCGUCAGCCAUCCAGGUUAACGGAAAAGCCACAGAAACCAGUCCUAUGGCUCGUACCAGGAGUUACAGGCGUCAGAUGGACCCAGUUGUUGCUGAGCAGCCAUCAACAUCUUCUACAGUUAAACCACUGCCUGCCAAGCCCCAUACUCCUACAGUUGUGGGGAAAUCGGCUAUGAUAGAAAACACUGGGAGAAACGCCAAAUGUCAAACUGCAACAUUUAGCCCCGGCCAACAAAGCACAAGCCAACAAACCAAUAACAACAUGUCCAAAGAAAACUUGGAGAAAGAUAAACCAAUGAAGCGUCGGAUGAGGUCAGCCGUUUACCCAAGUCAAGGAGAGGAGAAAGGACAUGCAAUGUCAGCAGAAAGCCCUCAAGUAAACGGACAUGGAAAACAGCCUCUCAAACCAGUUAUGAAAGGUCGCCCUGGCCGGAAGCCUAAGGUUAUCCUUAACAACGGCAACAACAUGGACACUAAUAUAGUAGUACCUAUGUUACCCAAGAAAAGAGGGCGAAAACCCAAAUAUCCCAAAAAUGAGGCGCAACAGAGUGUUCCACUAAACACCCCUGAGAACUCUGUGGAAACCAAGAGAAAAGUUGAAGAACAACCUACUUCCACAUGCAGCUCGGAGCCAAAUGCUAAGACUGUGGUAGAGGUACCAAAAAAACGAAGAGGUAGGAAACCAAAAGUAAAAAUCGAGCAAUCUGAAGCCACUCCGUCACUGCCUCCACCUGCUGAAGAAGAAGAAGCUGUAAAUAAUACCAGCGAAAAAAUACUAACAAGAAGCAGAUGUAGAAAGUCUGAAGUGGUGGAGGAAACGCCAGAUGAAGGAGUUAACCAUUCUGAGUCCCAAAUAAGGACUAGAAAUCAGGGGAGGAGGACUGCAUUUUACAACGAAGACGACUCUGAGGAGGAACAGAGGCAGCUUCUGUUUGAGGACACCUCUUUGACUUUUGGAACUUCCAGUAGGGGAAGGGUACGAAAACUGACUGAGAAAGCAAAAGCAAACUUGAUCGGCUGGUAAAUACCGCGAGCUUUGCUAACUCCUUCAAGGCAGCUCUACUAAAAACUUUAGUAGAGAACCAUCUGCUUUUGUGCUGCUAAAUGGAUAUUCUUCCUUGGUGGGGUUGGAGAGGAAACUUCUUCAUUUCUUUUUCAUUACCUUAAAUAGGUGAUAUUUAUUGCCUAUUAACUAGGUGAAUACAUUUCAAAAUUCAAAGCUUCACAUGCACACAGGUUCUGCAAUACGUAGGACUUGGGAUCUUAAUGCUUUCUAGGGCUUUGAAAUGGAAUUGUGUAAUUGUGAGAAAUGAGGGUACAUGGAAACUCGUGCUGAAAAGACAUCAUCGGGAAUCCUUUGACAUUGGUAACCGACUGGAAAUGAUAAAAACAAAGCAAAA
Messenger RNA from Spea bombifrons (plains spadefoot toad), 6059 nucleotides. RefSeq names its product pleckstrin homology domain interacting protein (gene PHIP). Bases 5 to 5683 code for a protein of 1892 amino acids. The record is from RefSeq and is a predicted model, not a curated record. NCBI's taxonomy places the organism in Eukaryota, Metazoa, Chordata, Amphibia, Anura, Pelobatidae. Gene Ontology annotation, molecular function: protein binding. The transcript has 40 exons. Gene Ontology annotation, biological process: regulation of transcription by RNA polymerase II; cytoskeleton organization; regulation of cell shape. Gene Ontology annotation, cellular component: nucleus.